UCGCUCGAAGACUGGUUUUUUGGUGGUUCGUGGAUCCAAACUCAAGCCCAGCCCUGCCCCUGCGCAGGAGAAUUAAGCGAAGCCCCCUUUCUUUAGCCGAGCUACCCCCAUACGAGUAGAUCUCCAUGAUGUCGGCAGUCGCAUCCUACUGAAGCCGUCAUCCGAAUAAUAUUGCGGCUUGGUCUGAACUUUUGCCCUCCAAUGAUCGCCUCAACAGCUGUUUUAAUCUUUACUACUUGUUCCACAUGGCUGGUGGACAAGGGGUGACACGCCUUGGCACGCCACAAGGCAACGCCAAACGUCUCGGCCGGCGAUCAAGCUUCCAUCAAUCCCUGUAUUCUCGGGUCCUCUUACUGACUGUCAAACCCCAUACGCAAUUUUCUUGCAUAUGUGAUGAAAGAAGUGCAUAAGUUAAGGAAAAUACCCUAUGGAUCUGCGUAUGUGAGUCCAUGUAAAACAAAGCUCAUUUCAAACUCCACAGUUCGGAUGGUAUAAGUCACGAUGCCUUCCCACCUUUCGUUUGAGCCGCCCAGGACUGUUCCCAAACAUUACGCUCAUUCAUUAUCGUUCAUCUCAUUCUCAUAUUCAAUUCUAAUUCGUUGUGCUGGUCACUCAUUUAGUUCAACAUGUACAUUUCUACCUCAGUCCUCAGCCUUGCUGCCCUGAUCUCCACGGUUCUUGCCCAUGGCGAGGUCACCUCUCCUCCAGCCCGAAAGCCUGGACCUGCCAUGGACGCCGCAUGCGGUGAAUCAGUGUCUGCUCUCGUCAAGGCCGACACCACCAGCCACGUAGAAGACAUGCCUGAAGCCGCAGCGCUGAUCCCCGGAUUCAACUCGACUGCCUGCAACGUCUUCCUCUGCAAAGGUCAACAGUUCGCCGACAACACUGCCAAUGUUCAAAACUUCACAGCUGGCGAGAUCGUCAACAUGCGCGCCGUUAUCCCGAUUCCCCACGAGGGCCCGAUGAACGUAUCGAUUAUCGAUACCGCCACAAACACAGCCAUCGGAGAACCUCUGAUCAGCUUCGACAGCUACGCCGAUGAGUCUCUUGCGACUCUGCCAGCCAACAACACCGACUUCGAUGUUACCGUUCCUUCGGAUUUGGGUACCAAAUGCUCAGUGCCCGGUGCUUGCGUUAUGCAAUGGUUCUGGUUCGGUACUGGAGCUCAGCAGACAUAUGAAUCGUGUGUCGAUUUUAUCGUCGUUGACGAUGCCGCAGCUGCUCCAGCGACCGCUGCACCUGUAGUUGCUGCACCAGUGAAAGCUGCACCCGUUGUAGCAGCUCCUGUUGCAGCCCCUGUCACUGUUGUCGAUGAAGAGGAGAACGAUUCUUGUUAAGGAGCACCAGAGCUUGACGGGAGAUACGUAGCGAUGGGAAAUAAUAUCUUCGAUCCAGAGGCCGAGCAGAGAUGUGGGAAAACAGGGAGGUCGGGGGUACAGCACAGUACGACAACACAUACUUUCUGGGAUUGUAGAUUAGAUUUGACUGGGACUAUAUUUAACAAUUGACGUUGUAAUAUAAUAUCAGACGUGACGUGUGUCAAGCUCACCCGACGUGGAAUAAGAGUCUCUCCUCGAAUCGCACCAUAUUUUGUACUGAUUAGGGUUGAAAAUCAGAGAAGAGACUGAUUUAGCAACAUGGAACAACGACAAUGAUCGUGACUGGUGCUUUUCUUCCCAAAUCAGAGGAUUCUUGUUGCCAUGUUCGUGUGCCUUUCUCAGUGGGAGAAUACGCUGUCACGUGCGUCGC
This is a messenger RNA of Cadophora gregata, 1749 nucleotides long. RefSeq lists its product as uncharacterized. Lineage: Eukaryota; Fungi; Ascomycota; Leotiomycetes; Helotiales; Ploettnerulaceae. The record is from RefSeq and is a predicted model, not a curated record. The transcript has 3 exons. The coding region runs from base 627 to 1337 and encodes 236 amino acids.